Schistocerca cancellata (South American locust) is the source of this 627-nucleotide messenger RNA. RefSeq names its product piggyBac transposable element-derived protein 3-like. NCBI's taxonomy places the organism in Eukaryota, Metazoa, Arthropoda, Insecta, Orthoptera, Acrididae. The transcript has a single exon. The record is from RefSeq and is a predicted model, not a curated record. Bases 1 to 627 code for a protein of 208 amino acids.
AUGUCACUCAGCCCCGUAGCAGCAGAAAGGGAGCUAAAAAAGAAAGGAAAAGGGGCACUGGAUUAUAGCAUUGAUGAAUCAUCCAACAACAUAGCAGGUAUAAAUCCACAGGAUAAACGCAAGAGUUUGAGUAAAAAGGAUAAUCAGUCAAUUCAGGUAAAUCGACCACUGAUUGUGAAGGAAUAUAAUGAACACAUGGGAGGAGUGGAUUUAGCAGACAUGCACAUAGAACUUCAUAGGAUAAAUGUCCAUUCCAAAAAGUGGUAUAUGCAAAUAGUUUAUUGGUGCUUCAAUGUUGCAGUUGUAAAUUCACGGUUGCCUUACAGACAUCAGUUGAAUCAGCGAGGCACAACACCUCAUCUUCCUCUUCUGGAUUUCCACAUUCAUAUUGCUUCUGGUCUUACUAUGGCAGGAAAUGUUGUUCAUCACAAAAGAGGAAGACCAUCUACAGAAGAUACACAAGCUCCAAAGAAGAGGUUGGUAGCCUCCAGGCCUAUUGCAAAUGUCAGAUAUGAUGAAGUUGGUCACUGGCCACAACAGAGCCACCAGGAAGGCCACUGCAAGCGAUGCCCUAAAGGAUUCAGCAGAGUGUCUUGCAUAAAAUGUAAAAAGUGUUCCUAUAUCUAA